Salarias fasciatus (jewelled blenny) is the source of this 2610-nucleotide messenger RNA. RefSeq names its product ankyrin repeat and SOCS box protein 13-like. Gene Ontology annotation, biological process: protein ubiquitination; positive regulation of protein catabolic process; intracellular signal transduction. The transcript is spliced from 6 exons. The record is from RefSeq and is a predicted model, not a curated record. The coding region runs from base 110 to 952 and encodes 280 amino acids. Lineage: Eukaryota; Metazoa; Chordata; Actinopteri; Blenniiformes; Blenniidae. Gene Ontology annotation, molecular function: protein binding.
CACGUGACCGGCGCCGCGGCUGUUUACAAACAACCCGUCCGUGUUUUCUCCGAGCAGAAGAACGAGAACCCUCCACGCAGCGGAACCCAGGCCAGACCCGCGGCUCGGCAUGGAGGUCGAACACCCGCAGGCCUACUUCUUCGGAGACAUCGGCAGCUGGGCAGAGAGAACCGAGGUGCACAAGGCGGCGUCCCAGGGCCAGGCGGGCCAGCUGCAGCGCCUCAUCCGGAGCGGCGCCUCGGUCAACGUGGUGGCGGUGGACUCCAUCACGCCGCUGCACGAGGCCUGCCUGCGCGGCCAGACUCAGUGUGUGCGGCUGCUGCUGGAGGCCGGAGCCCAGGUGGAUGCCAGGAACGUGGACGGCAGCACCCCGCUGUGCGACGCCUGCUCGGCCGGCAGCCUGGAGUGUGUGAGGCUGCUGCUGCAGCACGGCGCCAAGGCCAACCCCGCCCUCACCUCCCGCACCGCCUCGCCGCUGCACGAGGCCUGCAUGGGAGGAAACUCGGAGUGCGUGGAGCUGCUGAUCGGCCGCGGCGCCGGCCUGGAGGCCUACGACCUUUACUACGGGACCCCGCUGCACGUCGCCUGCGCCAACCAGCACCUGAACUGCGUGAAAGUGCUGCUCAAUGCAGGUGCGAAGGUGAACGCCACCCGGCUGCACGACACCCCGCUGCACCACGCCGCCAAGGCCAUGCGGGUGGAGAUGAUCCAGAUCCUGGUGGAGUUCGGCGCCAACAUCCACGCCCGCGACGUGCACGAGAAGAAGCCGGUGGACUACACCGCGCCGGGCUCGCCCUCCUCGGCCUGCCUGAGGCUCUAUGAGACCACGCCCAUGAGUCUGCAGCAGCUGAGCCGGCUGGCGGUCCGGAGGGAGCUGGGCACUCGGGCCCUGAAGGCCGUGGCCCAGCUGGACAUCCCCAAGAUCCUGAUCAGCUACCUGAGCUACCAGUGAGACGCCGCGGCUCCCGCCUCGCCGCCGCCGCUCUCAGCUCGGUGCCAACCUCAAUGUCUGCUGCUUGUUUCAUCUGCUUUGUUUUUCGAUUCUCUACUUUGAUUUUAUGACUUGAAUUCGUCGCUGAGCUCAGGUUCACUCAGCUGCACUCGGGGAAAGAGUUUUCAGUUUUUUAGAAAUGCUGCAUGUUCAGCUUAUCCUGCUUUUCCUCAACAGAAAAAAAACCUGAAUGUUACACAAGUCUUAAACUGUGACCAACAAGAUAUCCACAAACCACACGAUAAGCUUCACUCAUUCACUCUUUCAUCUGUUACUCUGCAGGAUUAGACGAGAUUAAAGAUGCUCUGGAACUUUCCCCCCAACAUGAAGCACUCAGUGCAGAAAGUAUCCAAGUAAAUGUGCAGCUUCAGUAAAAUCAGCCAGGUUCUCUUGUUUAGAAACACAUGAAAGUGAUUUAUUAAGCAGUCAUUAAAGUGAAGGACUGUCAUCUGAAGUCUCCUCAGGCCUCGGAGAGAAAACUCCGUCGGAGCUUAAAAUGGAAAUCCAGCAGCGUCCUGGAGAGACGCCGCUCAGCGCCGCUCAGCGCCGCUCAGCUGUGAAUCUCUUCUCCUUUUAAACAGGUUUAAUGAUGUUUUCCUCAGAGCAGCUAUAAACGCUGACUGUGCUGCUGAUAUUACAUGACUGUCGCCGGCUCUUUAACCACCAAACCAGCUCUCUCUCUUUGGUUUGUUCGACCGGCCGGUCUCUGAUCCGAGGCUGAGAGAACAGGUUUUAACGCCGGGCGCUCCGGACGUCCCGCCUGCCCGAUUCUGUCUCCCCGGCUCUGGAGAGACGGACGCCGGCCGCUCAGUCGGGUCAGGUAUUUUUAGCACAGGAUGCAGGAGGUUGUUUAUGAAUUCCUCCAAGUGCUUCAGAUACUUUUAGCGGCCCGGUUAUGACCUGUUUUGGGUGUUUCGUAACUCUGAUUUCUGCGUGGGGGAAGGGGAGGGCAGCAGCCUUACUGCAGCAUCUCCUCAGAGGAGAACGCCGGAUGUCUCACUUCAGCCGCUGUGCGGUCUGGUGGAGUUCUCCGAGAAUCAGCGCUUGAUUGGCUCCUUGGUCGUCACAUUAGCUGAAGGUGAUCCCGCCUCACGCAAAACCUCAGAUACGUCGUGAACGUAACCUUUUGACGCCGCCGUUUUAAAGCGUUCAGCAGCCAGGAGCAGCUGAAUUAGCGUUGUAAUGCCAGAGUUCACCACAAGGUGGUGCCGAGAGUCACGGUGCUUCAGUGCGAGAGCAGCAGCAGUAGAUUCUCAAACCACCAAGUAAAUGACAAGAGCUGCAGUGUUUAGAAGAAACUGCGUGAUCAGUGGGUCUGAUCACAACCGGGAAACCUUCUGAGAAUGAUCCACGCUCUGACGAAUGCAGUCUCAUCCUUUGUGCAUAACAUGGAUCCGCCGGUGCGGCAGAGAACCUGUCAGAUCCCCGUCCAGAGGAUCCUUUUCCUAAAAUAAUCCGUGGGAAACAUCAGGGAGAGCAGGGAGGGAAUGGAGACUUACCUAACAGCAGGAUUAACCUUCACUCUGAAAGACUGUGAGUCUUACUGAAAUCACUUUGACCUCUCAGAACACUGAGGAAUCUCAGAAUGUGUUCCUGAUUUUCUGUCAUUCACCUGUACA